This is a messenger RNA of Electrophorus electricus (electric eel), 3215 nucleotides long. RefSeq names its product RAS related 2 (gene rras2). NCBI's taxonomy places the organism in Eukaryota, Metazoa, Chordata, Actinopteri, Gymnotiformes, Gymnotidae. Gene Ontology annotation, biological process: signal transduction. Gene Ontology annotation, molecular function: GTP binding; GTPase activity. Gene Ontology annotation, cellular component: membrane. The record is from RefSeq and is a predicted model, not a curated record.
CACAUCUUGCAGCACAGUGUCUGGUAGCGUUGCAGAACAGGGCGUGUGGACUGAGCCUGUACGCGCGGCGAAUUCACUCUCACAACACCGCGAGCUUCAUACUUUUCCUGAACGGAUUAUUGUUCGGCUGGUCAUCCGGCGAGACGCCUUAUCGCGUUUUUGCGCUUAAUUCUCCUGUCCGACAGCCUGUCACACAGCAGUGGGCAGACAGCGACGAGCGCAGCGCGGUGUCCCCAUGGCUGCGCGGAAGGACGGCUCGGUGCAGGAGAAGUACCGGUUGGUGGUGGUCGGGGGAGGCGGCGUCGGCAAGUCGGCGCUAACCAUCCAGUUUAUCCAGUCGUACUUCGUCACCGACUAUGAUCCGACAAUCGAGGACUCGUACACCAAGCAGUGUGUGAUUGACGAGAGGCCCGCGCGCCUGGACAUAUUAGACACAGCUGGGCAGGAGGAGUUUGGGGCCAUGAGGGAGCAGUACAUGAGGACUGGAGAAGGGUUCCUCCUCGUAUUCUCUGUCACCGAUCGGGGAAGCUUUGAGGAGAUCUACAAAUUCCAAAGGCAGAUUCUGAGGGUGAAGGACCGGGACGAGUUUCCGAUGAUCCUCGUGGGUAAUAAAGCUGAUUUGGAGCUCCAGAGGCAGGUGUCUCAGGAGGAGGGGCAACAGCUUGCUCGGCAGCUGAAGGUCACAUACAUGGAGGCAUCAGCCAAGAUCCGCAUGAACGUAGAUCAGGCCUUUCACGAACUGGUCCGUGUCAUUAGGAAGUUCCAGGAGCAGGAGUGUCCGCCUUCACCAGAGCCCACGCGCAAGGAGAAGGACAAGAUUGGCUGCCACUGCGUGAUUGUCUGAUUGGCCUCUCACAGCUGCCUCUCACCCAGCUGCUAUCACCAGUCCCAACCCCUCCACCCUGCCUUCUGACAUCACAUCCUGUGUGGAUGAACCGCUGCCUUUCUACAUGCGCAUGUCUCCAGACAGAAAACAACAACAAAUCAAACCAGAGCAGUCUCUCUCCCCGACUUCUCAGGGGUCUCCUGGACCUCUGGGACUUCACUAAUAGAAGAACCAAUCGGAAAUAAAUAAGUAAAUAAAAACACCUGACUGAACUCACCAUUCUAACUGCAGUUAGUGUACUGACAUCAACAUGACCUUUUAAUCGCAAAAAGAAAGCGACGCUCAUGCUCCAACACUAAACAUCCGUUCCUGAAGGUGUGCUAAAAAAAAAUCUUUUUUUUUUGUAUUUUGAAGGAUUUUAGAUUUUGUUGCCUUAUAGUAACCUUUUUUGAGGUGAUAAAGUGGCUAAAAAAUUGGCUAAAAUUUUUCUUUUUUCUUGAUGAAGGCUUUUGGUCUCUUUUUAAUGUGACACAAUCCUCUGAAGUUAUACGUGUGGCGUGCCAUUUCUGUCCUUCAACUACUGUACAUCAAAUGAAACUUUGCGUGCGUGGAAAAUGCCUUUAUAAUGACAUAACUCAGUUGCCACAGACAGUGUGCCGUUCAUAAGAUUGACAUGCAUUAAAGCAACGUGUUUGAAUAUGUAAUGUACAUAGAUAGCCCUUAACCUUCUGUCAUCUGUUACGCCUCAUCAGCACUGAAACGAAUGUGUAAACUCAUGCCGAGUUUGGCCAGGUCAGUUUGAAACGCCAUGUUCUGUCAGUCUGUCAUGCUUCUGGUGAAAUUCCAGUUUGAAUUCUUUCAGUCCCAGAAAGACAUUUAAUGCAUUUGCUACAUGUUGUCGGGGGCUUGUUCCAUGUGUCUUUGCCUCUGUUGAGACAUCUACAGAGCGUCUCCUACUCAGGUUGCCCAGGACGCAGAAUUCUUUCUGUGUUCCUUUGAUGUUCCUGCAUCAACACCAGUGCACAACACACCUUGGCUUCUGAACCAGACACCUCCAGAAAGGCCACCACUAACCAGAACCCUGGCUGUGGAAAUGUCCCAGAGACGCCAUAUCUAAAAUAACAGCAUCAUUUUUCAGGCCUUACUUUCUCACUCAGUGUUACACUAAUAGCAGUCUGUUUUGUGUCUCUUAGAUUGGUGUUAGUUUGGAUAAUAUAGCUGUUUUUUUUGUUUGUUUGUUUGUUUGUUUUGUUUUUUUGAACUGCUUGGUUGAAACAGUUUGUGGAAACGUUUUUAUGGGGAACACAAAACUGCUGAUAUCACUGUCUAACCGUGUGUACAAACCACGUGUGCAAAACACACAACUGUGUGUCAUCCUUUUACUCACGCAGGUGAAACAUGGCAGUCUGUUUCCAUGAGGUGUGUGUGAGCUGUGCACUAGCAGUUGGUGUGUGAACCGUGUGCAUGGUCUGUCACUGAGAAGAUCACGAGACGCGUGUGACGUUCACACUGCCCCAGCUCUGUGUCUCACUGGACACUCAUCGUACAGGUGACCAUUUUCCUCCAGACAUCAUAUCCUAAGGGUUUGUCACUAUGGCGACAUGUCAUCUAUAUAUUUUUGUUUGUUUGGUUUGUUUUUGUUUUAUUUUAAUGUGGUUUGUUUCAUCUUUCUUUUUAUCUUCCAUGUGAGUAUUUCUGUAUGAGGAAUACAAAUAAACUUUUAGUUUUUGUGUUUUAUCAUCAUGUAUUAUAAGACAAAAGAUGGAGUGAUCCUUUGAACGGACAUGAUUAAAUGUUUUUACUAUAUGCUUUUAUACAUUAUUUUCUUAUCUGACUAGUUAACGAGUAUUUUUCUAUGUUUGUAAGUGAAAUUGCCCUCAGCACCACUGUGUAUAUGUAUAGAGGAGUGUUUCAUUCUCUCAGUUUGGAUUUAACUGAAAACUAGAGCAGACUGAAGGCCAGCCUUUGUUGAACUGUGGUCAGGAAGCGUCAUCCUACUGUCCCUUUACUCCACUGUCCACUUGUGCCACCCAGAGAGUGUUAGACGCACCUGAUCCGCCCACGGUGUCAAGUUGUCCUUUUACACUGAACUUAGACCAAUUCUCCUCAUUCGAGUCACAUUCUAAACUGUUACCCGAGGAACCACAGAACUGACCUCAGAUCAGAAGAAAGGGGCAGCUGUCGCCAGUGCACAUCGGUGGCAGUGCUGUGUUGUCUUGGGGCUGAUGAGAGUACGAGCUCAGUGACGAAGGGCGGAACCAGCGUAGGACCCGACACGUUUUUAUCCAGCAGAGUUUGUGUACAUCUAAUCCAUAUGGUGUUUUUCUGCUUGCAUCUGUUCCCAGCCCUUGUAUAGCUUCUGGUGCUAUAAUAAAAUCGAUUAAACCAC